Messenger RNA from Tarenaya hassleriana, 1447 nucleotides. RefSeq names its product F-box protein At3g07870-like. Lineage: Eukaryota; Viridiplantae; Streptophyta; Magnoliopsida; Brassicales; Cleomaceae. The transcript has 2 exons. The record is from RefSeq and is a predicted model, not a curated record. The coding region runs from base 24 to 1175 and encodes 383 amino acids.
CUGUGACCUCUUCUCCUGAUCUCAUGUCGCUUCGUCUAGAUAGAUCCGAUUUCGAGAUAUUCCUUCGACCGGAUUCUCCCAUGCGUGGCUCUAGGGAUCUCCAUUUCGUGGAUUUGCAUGGACUUUGUGAUUCUGCUCCUCUUCGAGGAGGAACUACGGAUGUUAGAUUUAGGGUUUCUCUACCCAAGCGGCGAUUAGAUAUGAAAACUCCGUUGGCAGCAGAACGGGACUAUGAUAUAGCAAACUCAUGCAAUGGAUUCAUGUGUUUACGUAAAGCUACGAUGUUUAGUUCUUGCAAGAAUCCGUGUAUUGUGUGGAACCCUUUUACAGGGGAGUUUACGUUCAUCCCGAAACCAGAGAAGGAGAACACUAUAAAAGCUUGGCCUAUUGUUUCGGGAUUGGGCUGUGGGGCGAGGAGCAAUGUCUACAAAGUUGUCCGUUUGUUUCAUGGAGUUUCUCCUUUGAGCCCAUUUGACAGAGUGGCUGAAGUGUGCACUCUUGGCAGUGAUUCUUGGAGAAGCAUUGGACAAGCUCCAUGGGACACGAUCUACGAAGGGUCUACUUAUACAGUGUAUUUGAACGGCGUUAUUCACUGGCUAAGUGAGCCAGAUGGAUCCGUUGCUAAAUUCUCUUUGUUGUGUUUUGGUUUCGAGGAGGAGAAAUUCAAUCAUCUGCCGUUGCCGCCCCAGCUACUUGAGAGGAUGGGCGAUGGUCCAGCAGAGUCUAAGGUGACAUUGGGAGCCCUCAGAGGGUGUCUCUGCGUAUCCGGGCUUGUUUUGCACCGCAUCAAGGUUUGGAUCUUGAGGGACCGCUCUGACGAAACGUCCUGGACACCACAGUUCUCGAUUUAUAACUUCAUGGGGUCCUUUUUUCGGCCUCUAAAAUGGCUAGAGAACGGGAGCUUGGUGAUGUUAUGGAGCAAGAUGUCGCUUGUUUUCUACGACCGCAUGGCCAGAACAGUUAGAGAGUUCCGGGUGAGAGGUGGUGGCUCUGUCGCAUUCCAAGCCAUUGCUCAUGUCCCAAACAUGGGUUCCCUCAGGGAUAUUGCAGGUGGACGGAAUCUGGUGGUCCACAAUGGGGAACCGAUUAGGUGGCGACCGGAAGAUGCUGAAGCAAUGUCUCUCGUGGAAGACAGAGAUGUUGGAGUGAACUGGGUUUUCGAUCUAUGGGGUUAAAGAAGAUGAUGGCUGCUUGGGCAAGUUUUUGUGCAUCGCUUUUUGGGACAUCCAAGGGUUCUUUUUGGUAAAUACGAAUCUGUCUGUCUGCGUAUUGCCGUAAUCAGUGUUAACUCUACCUACUUUAUUCAACAAAAAAAAAACUCUACCUACUUUUUUGUCAUACCCGCAUGUACGUACGCACGCAUGCAUGCAUGUGCGUGUAAGGAACUUCUCUCAAUUAUGUCAUUUCUGCCCCUCUACUUUUAUGUCAUACGCAAUUACGCCCGAUA